AUGGUGGAUGGGAAAGCAGGAGAGAAGCUGGAGAAGCCGCAGCAAGCAGGAAGCGCCAGAGGACCUGAAGAAGAGGCAGAAAAACCUGUGAAAACUAAGACUGUUUCUUCCAGUAAUGGAAGGGAAAAUUUGAGUCACAGCGCAGAGAAGCGAUCAGCUGAAGAAACCAAAGACUUCUCAUCCAAGCCUGUGCCGGCAAAGAUAGCCAAGUUUGGAUUUGCCAUAGGCAGUCAGACCACAAAGAAAGCGCCUGUCAUAUCCAUCAAACUUGGAGCAAGUAAGCCUAAAGAAACUGUUCCAACUCUUGCCCCUAAAACCCUUUCAGUAGCAGCAGUUUUCAAUGAAGAUGAUGAUAGUGAACCAGAGGAAAUGCCUCCAGAAGCAAAAAUGAGAAUGAAGAAUAUUGGAAGGGAUACACCAACAUUGGCCGGACCAAAUUCCUUCAAUAAAGGAAAACAUGGAUUCUUGGAUAACCAGAAGCUGUGGAAACGAAAUAUAAAAUCUCACCUUGGAAAUGUCCAUGACCAAGAUGAUGACUAAAUGAUGUGUUUUGAGAUUGGGGUUAUGGGGUGGGUAUAAUGUUAAAAGAAACAGUUUCUUUUUUUUUCUUUUUUUAAGAAUGGUAUAAGACUAUCUUUGGAGCCACUUUUAAAAAAUUGAGUGGUAUACUAAUAAAUGAAAGUUUGAAAUUAGAGGUAAUUUAUAUUUUAUAUACAGAUUUCGAGACAUUUACUAAUUUUGUAGUUUCAUGUGAUUAGUUUCAAAAGGUUACAGGUAAUAAAGAAGUCAGAAAUGGUAUCUUUUUAAGAAUUGCUUAUUUUUUUAGUCACAACUAUUAGCACAUUAAGGAGGAAACAAAAGUUUUACUGUCUCUUCAAUUGUUCAAAUUGAAAAUUACUGCUUAACUCUAAGUUUACCUAAACUGUCUGGCUCCCAAGAACAGCCUUAUAGAGAAGGAGUGUUGUAGUGGGAGGGAAGUGUUACUGGAACAUUGAUUUUAAAUAAUUUAAACAAAAGAGAAAUAUGACAGCUUUUUCCCCCCUAUGGA
Messenger RNA from Gracilinanus agilis (Agile Gracile Mouse Opossum), 1048 nucleotides. Its product is annotated as PEST proteolytic signal-containing nuclear protein-like. Gene Ontology annotation, biological process: proteasome-mediated ubiquitin-dependent protein catabolic process; protein ubiquitination. Gene Ontology annotation, cellular component: nucleus. The coding region runs from base 1 to 540 and encodes 179 amino acids. The record is from RefSeq and is a predicted model, not a curated record. NCBI's taxonomy places the organism in Eukaryota, Metazoa, Chordata, Mammalia, Didelphimorphia, Didelphidae. The transcript has a single exon.